Loa loa (African eye worm) is the source of this 1100-nucleotide messenger RNA. RefSeq lists its product as hypothetical. NCBI's taxonomy places the organism in Eukaryota, Metazoa, Nematoda, Chromadorea, Rhabditida, Onchocercidae. The transcript has 9 exons. The coding region runs from base 8 to 946 and encodes 312 amino acids. The record is from RefSeq and is a predicted model, not a curated record.
UUUCAGGAUGAGUACCGCUAUCAAUAAAACAACUGCCAUUAUUGGUACUACAGAUUUUGAUGAGGAAACAUGGCUUAUUGAACCACCUAAUUUACAAGCACAAUCAAAUAGCAGACAAGAAUCUGGACGAAUUGAUGAAUGGUUGCAGGGUGCAGCGAUGAAUGUUGAUUUCCAGACACGAAGUGCACUGAGCAGAAAAUUAGCCAGUCAAGCGGCUAGGAAAAAUACACGUGAUAAAGCAAUUUUAAAUGGAACAUCACUUGCAGCAGUAAGGGAAUGCAUCGAAUCAUCUGCAGAUUCCAGCGCAAAUAGCGCCGGUUUACUGAGCUCAAAUGGUUCAGGCUAUGAAGCACGGCAAUUUCGGCAAGUUAAUACUGCACGUGUUCCGCCGAUGAUUGCGCAAAAUGUGAUUUCACAACGAUCAUCAUCACUGGAUAAAUCAAAAUCACCAUAUGGAUCAACGAAAUCCCACUCACCAUCUACACAACCGGAUCUGAAAGAUAUUAAAAGUAUUGUUGAACGGCAAGAAGCAGAAUUGCGGGAAGAAUUAAGCAGACGGAAAUCCAGUGUUAUGAGUGAGAUUUCAAGCAAAACGCUUUCUUCAAGUGCUCGUAAAUCUCAGGUGCGAUCUACAAGGAGAGGAACAACGCCAUUAGCAUCAUCAAAAUCUAUUGAAUUCAAUGCAAAUGGCGCAAAACUAUCAGCUGUUGCUAUGCCAUCUCCUGUUUUUCAUCCUUCUCGACUACCGACUCCAGUUCGAAAGAGUGUUGGACGCAGUUUGAUUCCGACACCACGUGCUUCUGCGCUUACUAGAUCAGCUAUUCGUGGUCUAGCUGGUGGUAGUACGCCAUCAUUAGUAUUAUCCUCGCAGCAUAUAUACGAUGAUACACGUUCCGAAUGUGGUAUGUCACAUAACGAACAACGAUGGACUGACGAGUGUUUCUAAAUUAUGCAACGAAAUUGAAGCUGAAUACGAUUAUUCUAAUAUUUUUCCACUGAAAAUUAUUUUUUUUCUUGCAUAAGAUUUUGCUUUCAAGUGACAAACGUCAAUAUUAUCAUUAUUUGCACAACUUUACGUGAAAGCACGAAGCGUAACUGUG